UAGCCGGUGGUGUUGCGAUAUGACCCCGCGCGCACGGAGCACAUCGGGCCGUUUCCGCUCGCAGCUUGUUCGUGUCCGGCUUCCAGUGAGACGUGCGUCCGAGGAGUGAGGCGGCGGCUCCGGCACGGAUACGCGGGAAUAUGACUUUGCCGAAGGGGGCGAGUCGCUGGGUGUCCGGGUAGCAGGCGGAGGAACACGUUUCUUAUUUCUGCAUGUAGGGAAUCCUGCUGUGCGCUGCAGCUGCUCCUCUACUCUGAUGCCGGGUGCUUUGGGAAGAAAAGAUGCAGCAGAAGCGGAACAUACAGAUCAUCGAAUGGGAGGACUUGGACAAGAGGAAGUUCUACUCCUUCGGAGUGUUCAUGACCAUGACCAUCCGGGCCACGGUCUACCCGGCAACGCUCAUUCGCACACGACUCCAGGUGCAGAAGGGCAAGUCGCUCUACAACGGCACGUUUGACGCUUUCUUUAAGAUCCUGCGGGCCGAGGGCGUGCGUGGUCUCUACCGCGGCUUCAUGGUCAACACGUUCACGCUCAUCUCGGGCCAGGCCUACAUCACCACCUACGAACUGGUGAGGAAGUACGUGUCCAGCUACUCGACCGACAACACGCUCAAGUCACUGGUGGCUGGUGGCUCUGCCUCCCUGGUGGCGCAGAGCAUCACGGUCCCCAUCGACGUCGUCUCCCAGCAGCUCAUGAUGCAGGGCCAGGGGGCGCACCUCACACGCUUCAAGGUCAAGCCCAAGAUGGCCGUAGCAGCCGGCAAGCACAGGGUGACUUUCGGGCAAACAAGGGACAUCAUCGCCCAGAUCUUUGCCGCUGACGGCUUCCGUGGCUUUUACAGAGGAUACGUGGCGUCACUUCUCACCUACAUCCCCAACAGCGCCGUCUGGUGGCCUUUCUAUCACUUCUACGCAGAGCAGCUCUCCAAACUGGCUCCCAGCGAGUGCCCCCACCUGCUCCUGCAGGCCGUGGCGGGCCCUCUGGCAGCUGCCACCGCUUCAACGGUGACCAAUCCCAUGGAUGUGGUCAGGGCCAGAGUGCAGGUGGAGGGGAGGAGCUCUGUCAUCCAGACCUUCAAGCAGCUGCUAGCAGAAGAGGGCUUCCUGGGAAUGACCAAAGGUCUGUCAGCCCGCAUAAUUUCCUCCACUCCCACGGCUAUCGUCAUCGUGGUGGGCUACGAGACGCUGAAGAAACUGAGCCUACGGCCGGAGCUUGUGGACUCCAGGCACUGGUAGAACGGGAACAGCACCUGCUGCCGUCGCCUGCCUGUCUGCUUCUGUUGCCCUUUCAAAACUGCGUUGCCUUGUGACAUUUCAGAGUGACAGUGAAAUGAGGUCUUUUAUUUUUGUUGACCAGCUCUUUAUCUGUUUUAAGAUGUCUGUGGGGGUUUUUUUAAUAUAGUAAAGUCAUACAGAUGUAUGACAUUUUAAAGUAAGCAGUUGUGUGCAUAUGAAAAGGGGUAGAUUAACAUGUAAGAUAGUGUGUAAAAUUUAUAAAUUUAAAGGUUAAUCUGCUAACAGUGUGUUUACGAGAAAAGGAGCUGUUAUGUCUGGUGGAGUUGAACCACCGUUCUGUGCAGGGAGGCCAGAGGACUGAAGUUAUUGGCUGAAAGUCCAGUCGCUGGCAUCGGUGGUCCAGCCGUAAGAUUUUGCGAGAAGUGGGCAGGGCCAAAGCAAAGAUGAGCACUGUUUGAAAUUUGAAUGUGCAGAAGCACAGCAGUGUCAGCUAGGAGAGCACAUGCCACACUUCCCAGCCUUCACGCCGAACCCUGGGGUACCGGGUACGACAUUCAUUUAAUGGACCACCUCUCUGUAGAACUUUUUGACACAUUCCUCCUGCUGAUGCUCAUGACUUUUAGAUUUUUGUCCAAUCCCGAAGAGACAAUCAUGGAUGCCGAGUCAGUAGUUGGAAAGGCCGAUGUUUUCGGAUAGAAAAACGGCGCAAGUGUAAAAUGUUGUAAAUAUUAAAUGUUAAAUAUUAUGUGUGGUGGAUAAAGUCAUGUUUGAGCAACUGCAGCUCACAGCAGUACAGGCUGUUGAUCAGGUUCUUGGUGAUUUAUGCCAGUCUGUGCUAACAGAGUGGGAAUGAAGCAUACGGUGUGUGACAGGCGGGGAGCGCAAAUAACAUGUAAACUUGAGCAAAGUUCAACAUCGCUGCUUUCUGGAAACGUAAGUCUUAUGUUGCAGGAGAUCUAUGAAGAUAAUUUUGCAAGGAUGGUUAAUAUAAAGAGCAAAAACUAAAUGCGAGGAGAUGCGUCUAAUUGUCAUUUGGCUAAAAUUUGACUGGUUCUGUUAUCUCUAAUGUAUAAUUAAUCUGAGCUGUUGGUAUGAGGGACUCUACAACUUGAAAAGACCACCCCCCCCUUCCCUUCCUAGAACCCUGCUUGCCCCCCCAGGUGUUUGACACAGCCUUGGAAAACAACCGUCAACGUAAACCCAUAUCUUACCUCUCUGUGGACAGGUCUCACUGUUUUGUGAUUCCAGAGCUUUCACUGGAGUGGAGUCUCACCGCUUCCCGUCUUCAGCUGGGGCAGAUUGUGUUUUUCACUGUAGUAACACCCUUUACCCUGUAGGGGGUGCAAUUACAUUACAUAGAGGUUUUUUUUUUUUUUUUUAAAUAAAACACUCCUAGUGUCUUUGCCCUUGUCUCUCUGCUCAAGUGCUUUUACUUCACAGUAAUGAAAGACUAACAGGCUCCUGUAGGUGUUCGGCUCACGUGUCCAUGAAGUCUCUGAAAUUGUGCUCAUUCUUUCCUGACAGACUGAGCUUUUUUCCCCCAUUUUAAUAAAACUGCUUUUAAAAAAAAAAAAAAAAGAGCCUUGCAUGUUGCUGUCCAAGUCUCCUAUGCGCCUGCUCUGUUCAAAAAGUUGGAGUAAGGUCAGAACUUACGUUACCAGAGACUAGGUACUUUACCACAGCUAUUAUUGAGUUUCUCAGUUUUCCAAUAAAAAGGAAGGGAGUUGAAGACAUUUUCAAAGUUAUAGUGGCCAGAGACCCCACCAUUAACUUUUGUCCCCCCCAGAGAACAAAAA
This is a messenger RNA of Scleropages formosus (Asian bonytongue), 3031 nucleotides long. It is a transcript of the gene slc25a44a, whose product is annotated as solute carrier family 25 member 44a. Gene Ontology annotation, molecular function: branched-chain amino acid transmembrane transporter activity. Gene Ontology annotation, biological process: branched-chain amino acid transport; branched-chain amino acid catabolic process. The transcript has 4 exons. Gene Ontology annotation, cellular component: mitochondrion. Lineage: Eukaryota; Metazoa; Chordata; Actinopteri; Osteoglossiformes; Osteoglossidae. The coding region runs from base 282 to 1235 and encodes 317 amino acids. The record is from RefSeq and is a predicted model, not a curated record.